Labrus bergylta (ballan wrasse) is the source of this 1026-nucleotide messenger RNA. Lineage: Eukaryota; Metazoa; Chordata; Actinopteri; Labriformes; Labridae. The record is from RefSeq and is a predicted model, not a curated record.
UGUGUUUACUCAUCUCUCCGCUCAGCGGUCAGAAGCAGAUCUAUCAGUCAUCACAGUAUUGUAAUCGAUUGUUGUGAAUCGGAUCAAUCAAAGUUAUCGGAGCGGGAUGAAGCUCCUCUGCAGCGGAUCAAUCCCGUACCCCCUGCUUCUCCUCUGCCUGCCAGUUUGCUUGGCUGCUCAUGGUCGCUAUGCUCAGAAGCUGCUGACUGACUUGUUCUCAAACUACACCAACGCUUUGCGGCCGGUUGAAGACACCGACCACAUCAUCAAUGUCACUCUGCAGAUCACUCUCUCCCAGAUCAUCGACAUGGAUGAGCGAAACCAGAUUCUGACUACGUACCUGUGGAUCCGCCAGGUGUGGAUGGAUGCCUAUCUCACCUGGAAGACGGAGGACUAUGAUGGCCUUGACACCAUCCGCAUUCCUAGUAGCUACGUGUGGAGACCUGACAUUGUUCUGUAUAACAGUGCAGACGACGAGUUUUCAAACUCCAUGGAGACCAAUAUUGUUCUCCGUAACGAUGGGCAGGUGAUGUGGGACCAGCCAGCCAUUACCAAAAGUUCCUGCUCCGUGGAUGUGGCCUUCUUUCCCUUUGAUUUGCAGCAAUGCCACCUCACCUUUGGUUCCUGGACUCACAAUGGCAACCAGAUGGACUUAUCCAACGCUUUGGACAGCGCUGACCUGACCGACUUUGUUGACAAUGUGGAGUGGGAGGUUUUGGGCAUGCCAGCCAAGAAGAAUGUUAUUCUGUAUGGUUGCUGUUCAGAUCCGUAUCCGGACAUCACCUUCACCCUCCACCUGAAGAGACGUGCCUCCUUCUAUAUCUUCAACCUACUCAUCCCCUGCAUGAUGAUCUCCUUUCUGGCUCCCCUGGGUUUCUACUUGCCAGCUGACUCGGGUGAAAAAGUUUCCCUGGGUGUCACCGUGCUGCUGGCCCUCACUGUAUUUCAGCUGCUUGUGGCUGAGAGCAUGCCGCCAUCAGAGAGUGUCCCGUUAAUAGGUGAGAAGACUGAGAAUUCCCUUAUUAU